Molecule: messenger RNA, 4197 nt
Organism: Phalacrocorax carbo (great cormorant)
Lineage: Eukaryota; Metazoa; Chordata; Aves; Suliformes; Phalacrocoracidae
Source: RefSeq, a predicted model, not a curated record
UCCCGGCCGCUGAGUGGCGGCGGCGCGUCACGUGCGGGCGGCCGGGCCGGGCCGGGCUGUGCCGUGCCGUGCCGGGUCGGACCGGGCAGGGAGGCGGGCGGCUGGGCUGCCCCGGGCGCGCAGCGGCGGUGCGACAUGUCCCACCAGACCGGUAUCCAAGCUAGUGGAAGUGUGAAAGACACCUUUGUUGGAGCCAGAAAUGGACAAUACAGGCUUUUAAAAAUAGUCAUUGACAACGAGCAGCUUGUUGUGGGAUCCUCUAGGAGGCCAGCUGGAUCAUGGGAAAAGGAUUAUGAUGCCUUUGUCCUUCCCCUUCUUGAAGACAAGCAACCAUGUUAUAUCUUAUACAGAUUAGAUUCUCAGAACGCUCAAGGAUAUGAAUGGAUCUUCAUUGCAUGGUCACCUGAUCACUCUCCUGUUCGUCAAAAAAUGUUGUAUGCAGCAACCAGAGCAACACUUAAGAAAGAAUUUGGAGGUGGUCAUAUUAAGGAUGAAGUAUUUGGAACGGUGCAGGAUGAUGUUUCGCUGAAUGGAUAUAAAAAAUAUUUGGUAUCACAGUCCUCCCCUGCGCCUCUGACUGCAGCAGAAGAGGAACUUCGACAAAUUAAGAUUAAUGAGGUGCAGACGGACGUUGGUGUAGAUACCAAGCAUCAAACAUUGCAAGGAGUAGCAUUCCCUAUUGCUAAAGAAGCUGUUCAGGCUUUGGAGAAAUUGAAAAAUAAGAAACUGAAUUAUGUACAACUGCAAAUUGAUAUGAAAAAUGAAACUAUUAUUUUGGCCAACACACUUCAUACUGAACUUAAGGACUUGCCAAAAAGAAUUCCAAAGGAUGCUGCGCGCUACCACUUUUUCCUGUACAAGCAUGCCCAUGAAGGAGACUAUCUGGAAUCCAUAGUUUUCAUCUACUCUAUGCCAGGGUAUACCUGCAGUAUACGAGAACGAAUGCUAUACUCUAGUUGCAAAAGUCCACUGUUAGAAAUUGUGGAAGGACAGUUGUGGAUGCAGAUAAUUAGAAAGAUUGAAAUAGAUAAUGGUGAUGAGUUAACUGCUGACUUUCUUUACGAAGAGGUUCAUCCAAAACAACAUGCUCACAAACAAAGUUUUGCUAAACCGAAAGGCCCUGCGGGGAAGAGGGGAAUACGAAGGCUGAUUCGAGGUCCGGCAGAGACUGAGACACCCAGUGAUUAGAAACUGUUGUUUGCAUUUGUUAUGAAGUAUUACAGUAAGAAAUGAAAUUCUGGCUUUUGGUAAUGAACUGAAAUCAUUCCAUUCAUAGAUGCUAAGGAAAAAAAAAAACCAAACUCUUUUUACUCUUUUGACCGCAACACUUUUUAUAUUGUUACAUGAUUAUAUUUCUGUUGACCAUGUUUUAUGGCAUGUGGAAGAGCUAAUUAUUUUAGAGCUAUUAGAGGAAAACUAAGCUAGUACCCCUCUAUUUUAUGUUAUGUAAUACCUGUACGUGUGAUCAUAAACUUUGCAGACAUAAGACCCAUGUCUUCUGUGGGUAAGGGGCAGGUGUAUGCCUGCAUAACAAACCUGUAUUCUUUGAGGAGCCUGUUGAAACCCCUAAGACCUAGAUGUGAGGAGAGCUGAAGGACUAUAUAACAUUGUCCCAGAUAAAUCUUUAUUUUCCCUUGUAGCUCUUACAGCAGUAGUACAACAGGUUUUCUUCUGCUUUUGACAUGAUGCGUAGUUGGGUUUUGUUGUUGUUUGUUUUGUUUUGUUUAAUAGAAAAGAUAAACUAAAAUCAGUUAUCUAGUAGUUAAUAUAAGUGUUCAGGAGUAGCUGGAUAUUUUUCCACAUAAAAGCAUGGUCAUUUCAAAUUUAUAACUAAUUUUGUGGAAAUGUCUUUUAAAGAAAUCUGACAUAAAACCACUAUAGCUCUUCCAGACUUCUACACCACUCGUAAGCCUUAUGUAUGAAGUACUGAAGAGCCAAGUAAAAGGUGAUUAAAAGCGCGUGAGUUAGUAUCCUCAGUAGAUUAUGGAGCUGCUUUCAAAGCAAUAUGCUUAAAGUUUCUCAUAAAUCAGUGAUUAUCUGUGCACUUGGAUCUAGAACGCUGUAAAUUCAGUACCAAUUGAAAUAGACUUGCUUCGUAACGGUGAGUUGUUUAUGAGAUCCUAGUGCAUUUGCAGUAUCAACUGCAAUUUUCACUUUCAAGGUAUUCUGAAAAUGACUUUUCCUAAAUGUUUGAACUUUAUAGUAAGUUAAAUCUGUAACAAAAUCCAACUAGGUCUUGAACAACUGCUGGCAGCACCUGGUUAGGAUUUUGUCCUUUUCUUUUUUUUAUCUGCUUUUUUUUCCUUCUCCAAAACACUAAAAUUAGCCAGAACAGUUUAAACUUUAUUGAACCAUGAGUAGUGUGUUUAAUAAGAAGAGGAAAAAUAGAUUAUUUUAAUAAGUGAAAGCUAAAGAAGAAUUAGAUGUGGAAAUCAAGUAUUGGAUGACCUUAAAUAUUUAAAAUUGUGUAAUGAGGCAGAUACUAGUGGGCAGAUUAUAUUCCCCAGUGGGGACUUGCUUUUUAGUGUCUUGUAUUUGAGCUCUGUGGUUUUUGAAAUUUGUUUUGUUUUGUUAAAGCCACACGGGAGUUGCAAGCCUUGGGUCACUGUGUGUUAUCAUAGGCGCUGGGUGCGCACGUUGUAUAGCUGAAUCACGCGUUUACCUGGUGGAAGAUAGAUUUUAACCUAGUUUUGUAGGGAAAUAAUGCUUCAACACUACUAGUUCCUGAUAGAUUUUAUCUGUUAUUUUGUUUGCAGACACUAGCUUGUUAUUGACAUCUGAGAUUGCACUAUACGAUGUGAAGAUCGCAAUAGUCGUUGGUUUUACUGUGGGUUUUCAUAUGCAGUAGAAAUUCAACACCUCAGCAUUUUUCAUUUAAUCUUACACACUACAUCAAUCCAGUUCAAUAGCUCUUGAUCCUCAGCUAAUAUCCUGCUUGCCCUUAGCUACUGUGUUCUUUUUCUGCCUCUUGUCUUCUCCCCCAAGGGCAAGGAGCUGGUCUUUGGCACGUUUCUUCUAUGUGCUACCUGUCAGGCAAGUGUCAUCGUUUUUCAAACGUGGCUAAUGUGCACACGGCUCAUUGUGCACUGUAAUUAAAUGUAGUUUUAGUUGAAUUCUGAAUCUUUUCAGCACACCUGAUUCACUUUGGGUUUUGGUUUUGGUUUUUUAAGGAAAACCUUUGAGUGUAGCUGUUAAAAAGUACUGCUAGAGGGUUUUUGUUUGAAUUUAGUAUUCCUGAUCGCUGUCAGCCUCUUACAUACAUUCUUACACUUAUUUAAGCCAAUAAAGAAGUUCAGCUUUUCAAUACCAAAUGUUUUAAAUAGUGAACAGUUUCACCCAAGACAGUUGUGUGCAUAUUGUGUUUUGGGGUGGUUUUUUUUUUACCUAAUCCUGCCCCAGGUAGAUGAGGGUAGGAGGUAGAAAGCUUAAUCUGGAGGAUGGCGAGAGCUGGUUAAGUGAUUAUGUGAGGGAGUUUAUAAUGAGCUGCUUCAGAGUUCAGCCCAAACCAGAAAUUGUAAGUUAUAUUACUUGAAAACAUUCUACGUGGGUGUACAAACCCCUGACCAGCCAGCAGAGGGUCAUGUCCUGAGCGUGUUUUCCCCCUCCUUCCCCCUAAAGGAGAACUGUGUGAAGUCUUGCACUGCCAACUGCCUCUCCAGGCCUCUCGUAGCUAUUCUCCUGACAGAGCAAUAAGAAGCAUCUGAUCUUGUAGUGAGAUGUCACGUUUACGUCUGCGUAGUUGCCUCGCCUAAUGCUACUGCUGUUCAUGAAUGUUCAGAGCCAGCACAAAAUGAGGGCAUUAAUGAAAGUUACUCCUUUACUGUCUCUGAUCAUUUAUUAUUGAAAGUGUCCAUUCAGAAUCGCUGUUGGCCAUCACAAAGCCCAGAAGCAGUGCAGCUGCUUGCAGUUAGCCCACAAACUAUUAAACAGUUGUUAUUUAACAUGACAGGUAAUUACAUUUUAAAUGCUUAUGUUGCAAGGCAGGGAGAAUUUGAUGUUUUAAAACACUCCUAUCAGAGGGUUGUGAAACUAAUCAAGGUAAUAAUUGCUCUAUUACUUGGAUGAACACAUUGAUCAAGGAAACUUUUGAUUUACAGUGUCUAUGUAGUCAAUGAAAACCACCUUCAGUUGCUAUAACUAACUAAAUUUACCUUAUCUAUUUUGUAAUUUACUUUAUAAAUAAAGAUUGAUGCUUUA